Messenger RNA from Sodiomyces alkalinus F11, 1670 nucleotides. RefSeq names its product cytochrome c oxidase assembly protein COX15. The transcript is spliced from 2 exons. Gene Ontology annotation, molecular function: oxidoreductase activity, acting on NAD(P)H, heme protein as acceptor. Gene Ontology annotation, cellular component: mitochondrial inner membrane. The coding region runs from base 74 to 1522 and encodes 482 amino acids. Lineage: Eukaryota; Fungi; Ascomycota; Sordariomycetes; Glomerellales; Plectosphaerellaceae. The record is from RefSeq and is a predicted model, not a curated record. Gene Ontology annotation, biological process: heme A biosynthetic process.
CCCACUUUCCCAACUUCAAGUUCGACCACCACCACCUCGCUCUGACAAGUUUGCUCGCCCUCCCUAGGUGAGAAUGGCGUUCUUCGCCCCGGGUUUGCGCCGAAUGGCCUUCCGAAUAUCCAGUCAGGCCCCAAUUAUCCGACAAUGUGCACGCCAGCAGCCUCAAUUGCGCUCCCCGUCCCGCAUCAUCAACUUGGUUCGAUGUCGAACCUACGCCGAGGCGAGAACGCAGUCGCCCACCGCGGCCGGCCUCGGUGGCAAUGCUGCAGCAGCGCAUGGUACUGGCACUGGAGGCGCUGCCCAAGCUGCUGCUAAUGCGGCGAAGAAGGCGUUUCCGGAAAAGACGACAUCCAAGGCUGUGGCCUACUGGCUACUGGGAAGUGCAGUCAGUGUCUUCGGCAUCGUCGUGUGGGGUGGCUUGACGAGGUUGACCGAAUCUGGGCUGAGCAUCACUGAAUGGAGGCCUGUCACCGGUUCGAUCCCCCCCACCACCGCCGACGACUGGGAGUCCGAGUUCGCAAAGUACCGCGCAUCGCCCGAGUUCGUCCUUCUCAACCCACACAUGACCCUUGAAGAGUUCAAGAAGAUCUACUGGAUGGAAUGGCUACACCGCGCCUGGGGUCGCUUCGUCGGACUCUCCUUCGUUCUACCCGCGGCCUACUUCGUCGCUCGUCGCCGCGUCUCCAAACCUAUGGCCUUCAAUCUGUUCGGCAUCUCCGCCCUCAUCGGGUUCCAAGGUUUCAUCGGAUGGUGGAUGGUCAAGUCCGGCCUCAAGGACGACCUGUUUGCCCCGGGCGCCCACCCCCGCGUCAGCCAGUACCGUCUUACCGCCCAUUUCGCCACCGCCUUCCUCUGCUACUCCUCGAUGCUCCUCUCGGCCCUUACUGUGCUGCGCACUCGGAAACUGCUUGCGGAUCCGACUGCGGCCAUGAAGACCAUUGCGGCGCUUAAGAACCCGGCCAUUGCGCCCUUCCGCCGCUCCGUCUAUGCUCUCGCCGCUCUCGUGUUUACCACCGCCAUGUCCGGCGCCCUCGUUGCCGGCCUGGACGCCGGUCUCAUCUACAACGAGUUCCCCAAAAUGGGCCUAGGGCUGACCCCUCCUCGCUCCGAGCUGUGGGACAAGUUCUACUCCCGAAAGGAAGACGGCUCGGAUCUGUGGUGGCGCAAUAUGCUGGAGAACCCCAGCACCGUUCAGCUUGACCACCGGAUCCUAGCCAUGACCACUUCGACUACCAUUCUUGCCCUUUUCGCCUAUUCUCGUAAGGGCCGGCCGGCUUCAGCUCUGCCCAAGGCGGCGAAGAAGGGCAUGACUGGCGUCGUGCAUCUCGUUCUUCUGCAAGCAGCUUUAGGCAUUAGCACGCUCAUCUACAUGGUUCCCAUUCAUUUGGCGGCCACUCAUCAGGCUGGCAGCUUGGCCUUGUUGACCGGUGUCCUGGUGCUGGGCCAUAAACUGCGUGUGCCCAAGUCGACGUUGGCCAUGCUGGAGAAACGAAUCAAGCCACCGACAACACCAAAGCAUUGAUAGAUAGACUUGCGCUGUCACCUUUUGUCAUCAAUACGUGUAACUGUAACAACAAUACUGUAGAACCAUGUGUAUGUAGGAUCUAUCAAGCUAGCCGCAUUGGCGCUGUAUUUUUCCUCUCUCUACCGUUCUUUGUCUAUUUUAAUUC